This is a messenger RNA of Hemicordylus capensis (graceful crag lizard), 2245 nucleotides long. RefSeq names its product zinc finger protein 239-like. The record is from RefSeq and is a predicted model, not a curated record. Gene Ontology annotation, biological process: regulation of transcription by RNA polymerase II. Bases 229 to 1329 code for a protein of 366 amino acids. Lineage: Eukaryota; Metazoa; Chordata; Lepidosauria; Squamata; Cordylidae. Gene Ontology annotation, molecular function: RNA polymerase II cis-regulatory region sequence-specific DNA binding; DNA-binding transcription factor activity, RNA polymerase II-specific. The transcript has 2 exons.
GUAGAUUGCCCAAAGGUGGACCACCAAAGCUGGCCCCCAAUGGGGGUGGGUGGGGCCAAUACAUUAUUUUAGACUCCUGGUAGGGACCCUUCUGUUGUUUUGUUGCUGCCCUGUGAUUAGCUGAGCCUGUUGUGGCUUUCCCAGGAAGACCCACAGCACACUAGCCUAGGUCAUUUUUCCUUAUUCUGGAGCCUCCUAGAGUCUGAAACUAUUUUGUCAAGGUGACCUAUGGAAGACGAAAACCCAACUGGCCCGCCAUCAGGACAAGGGUCGGAAGAAACAGGAGACGCCCCUCAUGACUUCCAGGCAGGGAGUUGGGAGGAAUCCUUGCCAAGGAGACCAAGAGAACAGGCUAGACAGGAACACAACGAGGGACAGGAUCAGACCCAGGGAGCCCAAAGGGAGGAGUUCCAGGAGGGAAUGGAGAGACUGCACAUGCUCACAGAAGCCUCAGGCCAGCUGAAGGCUAAAGCAUUGCUGCCCUCCAUGGAGUUAGAGAUGGGAGUCUGCCAGCAUCCCCCACUGAUGCCAGAGGGGGCUGCACUCUGCAAUGAGCCUCCAGCACUCUUGGCUACUUCCAAACAAAACACUAAAGCCUGCCAAUCCAGUAGAGAAAGGGUUGGGAGGCGCCAUGUCAAAAAUCAAAAACUUCACAGGAAAACAUUUAAAUGCUCAGUGUGUGGAGAAACUUUCAGGUGCUGCUCAUAUUUUACUAAGCAUAAUAGAACGCACAGAGGAGAGAAUCCAUAUCCGUGCUUGCAGUGGGGAAAGAGCUUUUCUCGUAUCUGGCACCUUAUUUCCCAUGAAAGAACCCACACAAGGGAGAAGCCAUAUACAUGUUUUCAAUGUGGAAAAAGCUUUGCUCAGAAAUCUCACCUUACUAGACAUCAAAGAAUCCACACAGGAGAGAAACCAUAUGCCUGCUUGCAGUGUGGGAAAAGCUUUGCUCAGAAAACUGAUCUCACUAGACAUCAAAGAACCCACACAGGGGAGAAACCAUAUGCAUGCUUGCAGUGUGGUAAAAGCUUUGCUCAGAAACCUCAACUUACUAGACAUCAAAGAUUCCAUACAAGGGAGAAAUCAUUUGCAUGCUUGCAAUGUGGAAAAAGCUUCUCUCAGAAAAUUGAUCUCACUAGACAUCAAAGAAUCCACACAGGGGAGAAACCAUAUGCAUGCUUGCAGUGUGGGAAAAGCUUCACUCAGAAAACUAAUCUCACUAGACAUCAAAGAAUCCACGGGGGAGAACCAUAUGCAUGCUUGCAGUGUGGGAAAAGCUUUGCUCAAAAACGUUAUCUUACUAUACAUCAAAGAAUCCACACAUGGGAGUAACCAUAUGCAUGUUUUCAGUGUGGAAAAAGCUUCUCUCAGAAAAUUGAUCUCACUGGACAUCAAAGAAUCCACACAAGGGAGAAACCAUAACCAUGUUUUCAAUGUGGGAAAAGCUUUGCUCAGAAACAUCUUCUUACUAUUCAUCAAACAACCCAUGAAGUGAAGAAACCGCAGACAUGCUUUGAUGGUGAAGAGAGUUUUUGUGACAAAUUGAGCCUUCAUGCACAUGAAAGAAGCCAUCGAAGAAAGAUAUUCUACAUAUGCUCACACUGUAGUAAGAUCUUUGGUGAUAAAUCAAGUCUUAAUGAACACAAGAGAGAAAAUGAACACAGGAGAGAAAAGUUCUUUGCCACUCGGAGUGCAGAAAGAUCCUCAGUAGCCCAUGCUACUCUUCUAUUGAUGGAAUCCACACAAAUAAAACUAUGUCUGUUUGUUCCAAUACAACUACAUUAUGAGGUGGGGAUAUUCUUUGAAGCAGCCAACAUUUCUGAGCCUUGGAAGUUUCAGGGUCUGGAGAAUAGCUUUCUUACAGGCUGCUCAGUGAGGAAUUCCAUGAGUUUUUAUCAUUUUUGAAGGUUUUAAUAGAGACCUUUAGUGUGCUGGGUUCAAUACUAUGAAAUGUUUUGAUUAAAAGGGGGGGAUGUGAUACGUGUAGCUUUUAGAAUUGAUGGAGUAAUUGCAGCUAUCAUUUUCUGAGAGAUCUGGGAUUCCUACCAAUAGAGAAGACCCAUUAUUCAGCUUGUACUUUAAGCUGUUCUGACACCUGGCGAAUUCUACAUCUGAUCAUAUCUCCAAUCCUGUAUCUUGGAAAAUGCAACUGCAGUGUGAAUUCAUGAGGAAGAAGAAAUUAUUUUUAAAUAUGAGGAUUGGAAUGUAUUUCCUCUGCUUAUAAAUAAAACUGGAUGUAUUUUUCUCA